Messenger RNA from Hylaeus volcanicus, 3868 nucleotides. RefSeq lists its product as uncharacterized. NCBI's taxonomy places the organism in Eukaryota, Metazoa, Arthropoda, Insecta, Hymenoptera, Colletidae. The record is from RefSeq and is a predicted model, not a curated record. The coding region runs from base 284 to 1651 and encodes 455 amino acids. The transcript has a single exon.
UUAAACUAUAUAACAAGAACCACUGUCAUUCCAGCCAAUAUUUGCAACCACAAAACGUCUCUUCGUCAGACAAAAACUCAAACUACGAAAUCAGUAAUAAAUAUUCUAAGCAUCGUAACGGAAUCGAUAAAACUUUCGUUUAAUUCGACGCGUACAACACUACGCUGUAAAUACUGAAAGGAACCGAGUCACCAGACCCUUCGUUUAAUAAAUACUUAACGAAUUAUAGUGGGAAGAAAGCGGAAUCUGCGACGAGCACGGCAAGGUAGAAAUAAAGAAAAAAAUGAUUGAGCAAACGAAAUCCAAGAAAUCCGUACUUCAAACAAAGCAUAAUGGAACAACGAACUUGCGAUCCCUCAAGACAAACAACGACCGAGGACACAAAUCAUUCGAUGCGACAAUCCAAAAUCAUUCAGCCACGAAAUUUCCAUCGGAAAACACGAACAUCCCUGAUCAUUCGUUGUAUAAUUGCACGCCUUAUAAUUGCCUUUCGAAAAGCUUGGCGCUUCGAAAAAGCGCGAAUUUCAGCUCCAGAUCGGCUUGGGACAUCAACGGAAACCUCAGAAACAACGUGGAUCGUCCAUUGUUCCCCAAAAGCUUGAAGAAGAGUUGCUCUCAGCUGAACCAAUCAAACGCGAUCCUUCCGUCGAUCAGUUCGUACUUGAACAGAGCGAGAUGUUGCAGGAGUUCGAAAUCGAGCGAAGUUCAAGCAUGCAGAACCGAUGAAGCUCGCAGAAAGCUCGAUAGCGUUCAGUUCUUCGCCAUUAACCUCCCAGAAGCCUCCCAUGGCGUGUUCGAUCAACGAUACAUAACAAAUUGCCCGAUCAAGUGUCGAUUGCAUAGCGUUGGUAACUCGGGUUUGAAUGCAUUGCGUUCAAACAACUUGUAUUCUGUCGACCACAGUGGUUGGAACUCUGUGGAGGAAUUAGGUUUGAGGAUGAACGAAGUUUUCAACGUGACGAACGAAAAUUGCAACGGGAAUUGCGUCAGCUAUGAUCCCAGAACCAUUUACAGAAACCAGCAACAUAUUCCCACAGGAAACAACAUCGAUACGUCCAGACUAACUAAUCUUCAAACCCUGAGCGAUUCUAACCGGCAGUUUGUCAACUGCAUUUCAUGCGCGAAUUGUUAUCGAUGCUUGGGGGUUAAUGGAACGAAGCAGAACAGAACUCCUGUUCCAUUUUCUGAUCAGUGCAAUGGUUUGACGGUUGGCCCUGGAAUUCGUCAGCAAGCGAGUUAUGGACUCUUCCCUCAGCAGCUUCUUCAGAAUGGUCUCAAACCGGGCGUCAUGAGCCAACAGUUAGAUAAUUGUUACGCUGAGCCUUCGAGCAAUCAACAACCCUGCGUGGAAACAUGGCGGAUUCCUGGAUACCGCAAUGGGAGUCUAAGAAACUCCAAUUAUUUGAGCAAUCAGGCCACCGAUAGUUCUCAGAAGGUGCAAGGUGCCUCUUACGAGGAUCGAGUUGAUCAUUGGUCGCGUUUGAACCCUUCCCUUCCUUAUGAGAAUCUUUUGAGAGCAAUGACCUAUCCCAAUGGUGUCUUCGUGGAGAAUGGACAACAACUUGAACAGAAUGCUCAGGAUGGUGCCAAGAGUUUCAUGAGGCCAAUCUUGAAAGGCUCUAAUAAUGCUAAUAUCAAAGUGAAUUAUUGAUCUGUGCGGAAAGUUGCUUUUAUCCUCGUGUAUGAAUCGCUGGGUGGCAUUACAUAAGACUGAGUCGAAGGAAGAGAAUCGGUUGGUUGUUUCUCGCCUUGCGAUAAGUUUAGCUCAUGCGAAUAAUCAACGGAAAUAUCGCGACCUCACUGGCUGUGCUUAUCUUUGUAAACAAGUCGAUUGAGGAACGACAGAAAUUUUUUUGAUGGAAGUUUGCUUAAUAUUGAGUUAAUAUUGAGGAGGUGGUUACAAAAGAUUUUGCUAAUCAGAAUUUGAAAGCUUGAAACGAUUAGUGAUAGACUGCCUUUCAUAAUCAGUAUUCUGCAUCUUGUGACAGAUUAUUCUUUGAGUAUACAGGGUAAGGAACUUAAGGCUGACCGUUUGGAAGAACUUAUUUGCUUUUGAUGAGUGUAAAAUAUAUUUCGAAGUAAUUUUGGAUUAGUAGUUUUUUUUACAUGUGGAAGUGGAAGUAUAAAGGAUAUAUGAAGGUCGAUAGUAAAUGCGAUAAAAAGCUCUUUAUAAAAAGACUCCAUUUACUCCUUCGUGCUCGUGAUAUCAUUUUAUCAAUCUACUUUAUUAUUAUUGCAUCAACUGUGUUUUACUUUUAAAGAUUGUGGUUCAAGAUUAGUACAGUACUUGAGAUCAUGUUCAGUACGAUUUUUCAGCAUAAUAAUAAAACAAUUUUUUUCUACUAAAUUUAAUUAAAAUUUUUCUAUUUAAUUUAAAAAUUUCAUUGAAUUUAGAUGUGAUCACUGUUAGAAAAAAGGAAGUUGACUUUUGUUGUUUCCAUAAACCGAAAGCAAAUAAAUUUUUCACUUCGUUAGGCUUAGAUGUCACACUCGGCAUAUUUACCAUAAUUUCUAAACAUUUAGUUUAAGUAUAGAGAAUAAAUGGUAGUUACUAAUAAUCGCGUUACUAAAACGAGACACCUUUCACAAGUCUUGUGUAAACCAAAGUUCCUAAUAAUUAUUAGUAAUAAUUUUGUAGGAUAAAGUAAUAUUUUAUUUUACACCAAAGAUCAAUAGAGUGUAUUAAUUAGAUAAUUGUGUAAUCGUUUUCGGCUAUUGUUGCAAUCGUAUUAAUCCAUUUGUGGAUUGAACUUUAUAUAAUUUUAUUUUCUUACCGUAUUUGCAAGAUCGUUUUCAGUUUCCUUUUUUUGAAUCCUCUAGGUUUCGGCUCUUUAUGAUAAUAUUAUAAACCGGCAUGUAGACUUUUUAAUAUCUCGCUUAUUAUUGCAUGUUACUAUAUUAAUCGAAUAAUUUAUACCAUCGUGACGAAUAUUAGCCUAAAUAACAUAGAAUAUUAAAGCUUCGACGAAGUUAAAAUUUAUUACAAACACUGACAACAAGAAAGAGUGCUAUUUUACAUAAUAUAUUACAAUCAUCUUAAAUAUUGUUGAUAAAUUACUAUGAAUUGCUAGUGUGUUAACAAUACGAUAACUGUUAUAUAAUAAGAUGUUAUAUCGCAUUUUUCAUUGCGUGAUAUAUGUUCCUCGCAAGAAAGUAUUGACAAUAAAUUUAUAUUUAUAAUUACAGUGUAAAUUAUUAUCGAAAACGAACAAAAAAACUCAUACUUUUCCUACAAGCAAACCAUUUUCUUAGAGAAAUAGAAUUAUUCAAAAUAUAUAUAAUCUUAAAGCACUUUAAUGCCUUAGUCCUAAAAGUCUAGACAAGUAAGAAAUUUUAAUAAAUAUCAUAUAUGGAAAACUUUCUUUAUGAUCUACGUAACCACAGCCUUUAGGAACACCCUGUGUACACAUAGAUCUCAGAAGAAUCCUAAAUAAUAAUGUUUCGCGUCCACAACUGGUUGCUGACCUGUGUAUAGUACAGUAAUCAUUUUUAUAUUUUGAGUUUAAAGAUACAUAUCUUAAAAGGUAACCAAACAUUUUUUAUGUCAUUUCGUUAUUAAUAUUGUAGGAAAAUUCAGAUAAAUAUUAUUAAAAACAAAAUGAUUAUAUUUUUUUUACGUUUAGAGGCAUAUGUACUAUUUCCAUUUUUUAAUUCGCUAAGAAUAUAGUGAAAGUAUAACUGUAAUUUAAGUGAUUCGACACUUACCCUAUUUUGUUGAUACUUAUGUCAUUUACUUAGUAAAUUUCCUUAGUAAAUUAUGUAUCCUCGUAAUCUGUCGUUUACUACAUUUCGUAAGGAUUUAUUUCAUUACAGCUAAAGGUGCACGUGUUUGUAGUUGACCACAUUUCGGACAGCCGGACUUGCUUCG